This is a messenger RNA of Papaver somniferum (opium poppy), 1454 nucleotides long. Its product is annotated as probable prolyl 4-hydroxylase 4. The transcript is spliced from 7 exons. Gene Ontology annotation, cellular component: endoplasmic reticulum. Bases 311 to 1216 code for a protein of 301 amino acids. Lineage: Eukaryota; Viridiplantae; Streptophyta; Magnoliopsida; Ranunculales; Papaveraceae. Gene Ontology annotation, molecular function: L-ascorbic acid binding; procollagen-proline 4-dioxygenase activity; iron ion binding. The record is from RefSeq and is a predicted model, not a curated record. Gene Ontology annotation, biological process: peptidyl-proline hydroxylation to 4-hydroxy-L-proline.
UCUUAGAAUAUCAUGUAUCCUACUGUUAUAGUCGGUAGUAGUUCAAUAAAUUUCAUGUUUUAUAAAAGAAAACAAAGACCGUGUCUAAACGUGUCGGAUUGAUUUCUUUCAUUCUCUUCUGUUUUAAUAAAUUUAAUUUUGGAGGUGGCACAAACUUCAAAGAAGCAGAGUCGUGAGCUUCAUCUUUUAACACACCAACCAGUUCAACGACAAAAACAUCAAACUGUGAGAUUUAGUUUCAGAGAUCUGAUACAAAAAUAACUCAAAAUAAAUUCAACUUUCUUGCUUUCUUUCUCUUUCUGUAGAGAAAAUGAUGAUUCAAUCAUCAACACUAAUCAUUUCUCUUCUAUGUAUCAUUCUAUCAGUCUUUCAAACUUGUUAUUCAGUUUCAACGGGCACCAUUAUUCAACCUUCUAAGAGUAGACAAAUUUCAUGGAAACCCAGAGCAUUUGUGUAUGAAGGGUUUCUAACGGAGGAAGAAUGUGAUCAUCUGAUAGCUUUGGCAAAAACUGAGCUAAAGAGAUCAGUUGUAGCUAAUAGUGAGUCUGGGGACAGUAUGCUUAGCGAAGUUCGAACUAGCUCCGGAACCUUUAUUGGUAAAGCAAAGGAUUCUAUUGUAUCACAUAUCGAGGACAAGAUCGCAGCAUGGACCUUUCUGCCAAAAGAGAAUGGUGAGGAUAUUCAAGUACUGAAAUAUGAAGAGGGGCAAAAAUAUGAUGCACAUUAUGACUACUUCUCCGAUCCAGUUAAUAUUGUUAGAGGAGGGCAUCGUCUUGCUACUGUGCUAAUGUAUCUAAGUGAUGUCCAAAAAGGUGGUGAAACCGUAUUUCCAAAUGCAGAGGAGCUUCCACACCGUGGAUCCCAUUAUAAGGAUGACUUAUCUGAUUGUGCAAAGAAGGGAAUUGCAGUAAAACCACGAAAAGGAGAUGCACUUCUCUUCUUCAAUCUCUACCCAACUGCUGUCCCAGACACCAUGAGUCUCCAUGGUGGAUGCCCCGUGCUUGAAGGUGAAAAAUGGUCUGCAACCAAGUGGAUACAUGUGGACUCCUUCGACAAGAUAGUAGGAAGUGGUGGUAGUGGUGGUGGUAGCUGCUCAGAUGACAACGAUAGGUGCGAGCAAUGGGCAGCUCUUGGAGAAUGCACAAAGAACCCAGAGUACAUGGUGGGAUCUACAGACAUUCCGGGCUCUUGUAGGAGGAGUUGUAAGGUUUGUUAACAUGUGUGUUAUUGAUUUUGGUUUUGGAGCGUCUCUUGUAUCUUCCACGGGUUACUCUGCAGUUUCUACAAAUGGUGUACCAAAUUAAGAUGUUGUAUUGGAACAGCUUUGUCUGUUCUACCUUGAUUAUUCAGUACUUUUUGGGUUGUCUAACCUCUAAUUUUUGGUUUAUCGUUUGUACUAGUAGUAUUUUAAUACUUUAUCAUUAUGUUUCUGUCAAGUUAAUUGACAAAUAUAU